CUCGAUUUUCAAUGAACUACGUCGCAGGACUAUGUGGCAAGCUAUAAAACAAGAACAGGUUGUCGGAUAAGGUUAACGUCAAUUCAACACGCCCCCAAGUCAAGAUCAUGGGUCUGGUUCGAGGCUUCUACUGUGGCGCAGCCUUGUUUAUGGCGCUCCUAGGGCUUGUGUUCGUCUCUGUCGGGAUCGCCACUCGCGGCUGGGCUGUACUCGAAAACAUCAUUCAUGUUGGGCUCUGGAAAACAGAUUACAACGGCCAAUCUUUUGACACAGUCGACUUCUUUUUCGCAAUUCACUGGAGUGUAGAUUCGCUGCGCGCCAUCAGAGGAUUGAUGUGUACGACUGUGGCAAGCUCUGCUGUGGCCUUCAUCAACCUCGUCGUCCUACAGAAGAGAUUUGACAGUCAAGCCGUCCUAGUCAUAUUGGCACUAUUGUUUAGUGCGUUUGCUAGCCUUUCAGGAUUGUUGUGCAUUAUUGCUACUGCUAUUUUCAACUCUCAAGAUAUCUCUACGUUGUACACACUCGGAUACAGCUUUUAUUUGUCGCUGACUGGGGCUAUCCUGAUGUGGACAUCCUUCAGUAUACUGGCUAAGGCAAUGAAAGACGGCGAGUUGAACAGCAACCAAGACCAGUACGUGCAGUUUGAAAAUCAAUCUCCUCAAAAGAUCUAAUGAGCCAGUCAAGGGAAGUAACAAGUCAACUGGUGUGAAAGUACAACAUCACGAGGCAAGGGAGAGAAUAGAUAAAUAGCUAAAGAGAACGACGGAAUGCUCAAAGUAUGAUCAAAUACAUCGAUAAAGCCUACUUAUUUUC
This is a messenger RNA of Aplysia californica (California sea hare), 813 nucleotides long. RefSeq lists its product as uncharacterized. NCBI's taxonomy places the organism in Eukaryota, Metazoa, Mollusca, Gastropoda, Aplysiida, Aplysiidae. The transcript is spliced from 5 exons. The coding region runs from base 108 to 671 and encodes 187 amino acids. The record is from RefSeq and is a predicted model, not a curated record.